GUUGGAGUGAAGUAAAUGUCUGUCCUGCUGUAAUCUGGAGAAGGAGACAUGACCUCCAACAUGAUUGUGUCUGGAAAACAGGACUUAAAGAAAGAUGAGAGAAUGAUGGAGGGAAAGAGAUCAGACUCACCAGAACCCAGUUGUGUGUCCAUGAAGAGUGACGCGUCAAUGGGACAUCCAAUUGACUUCAAAGACAGAGACAGUUCUACUGAUGUGAGACCACAAAAAUCAAACAUCAGCACAAAUUAUCUGGACUCUAUAUUCAAGGAGCUGGAACACAAAAUCAUCACUCUGAUAAAGAAUGAGCUGAAGAGGUUUAGGAAGCUCCUGAGUCCAGAUUACCCAGCAUGCACUGAGAGGGAGGUUGAGGAUGAGGAGGAUCUGCACAGUGUCAGAGAGGGAGCGCUGAAGAUCACACUGCAUGUCCUGAAGAACAUGAACCACACAGAUCUCGCUAACACACUGCACAAUAAACUCAACUCUGUGUAUCAGCCAAAGUUGAAGUCCAAUCUGAGAGAGAAGUUUAAAAGAAUUCAUGAAGGAAUCUCACAGCAUGGAAGCUCAGCACUUCUGAAUGAGAUCUACACUGAGCUCUACAUCACAGAGGGUUGGAGUGGAGACAUCAAUAAUGAACAUGAGGUGAGACAGAUUGAGGCAGCGUCCAGGAGACCAGCAACACAGGAGAAACCCAUCAAAUGUAAUGAGAUCUUUAAAGACAAGUCCAUCAGAACUGUGCUGACUAAAGGAGUUGCUGGAAUUGGAAAAACAGUCUCUGUGCAGAAGUUCAUCCUGGACUGGCCUGAAGGAGAAGUAAAUCAGGACAUCUUCUUCAUGUUUCCACUUCCCUUUAGAGAGCUGAAUCUGAUGAAGCAGCAAAAUCUCAGUCUGAUGAAUCUUCUUCAUCACUUUUUCCCAGAAAUAAGAAAACUAGAAUCAAUAGACUGUGACUCCUACAAAGUGGUGUUGAUCUUUGAUGGUCUGGAUGAGUGUCGACUUCCUCUAAAUUUCCAGAAGAAUGAGAUAUUGUGUGAUGUGACAGAGUCAGCCUCAGUGGAUGUGCUGCUGACGAACCUCAUUAAGGGGAAUCUGCUUCCUUCUGCUCUCCUCUGGAUAACCACAAGACCAGGAGCAGCCAAUCAGAUCCCUCCUGAGUGUGUAGACCAGGUAACAGAGGUACGAGGCUUCAGUGAUCCUCAGAAAGUGGAGUACUUCAGGAAGAGGAUCAGUGAUCAGAGCCUGGCUAAUAAAAUCAUCACUCACCUGAAGUCUUCAAGAAGCGUCUACAUCAUGUGCCACAUCCCAGUCUUCUGCUGGAUCUCAGCCACUGUUCUAGAGAGAAUGUUGGGUGAAGCAGAGAGUGGAGAGAUCCCCAAGACUCUGACUCAAAUGUUCACACACUUCCUGAUCUUUCAGAUUAAACAUAAGGACCAAAAGUACCAUCAGAAAUGUGAACCUGAUCCUCAGCAGACCAGAGAGAGUAUGAUGGCACUGGGAAAAUUGGCUUUCCACCAGCUGGAGAAAGGAAACCUGAUCUUCUAUGAGGAAGACCUGAGAGAGUGUGGCAUUGAUGUCAGAGAAGUGUCAGUGUACUCAGGAGUGUGUACCCAGAUCUUCAGAGAGGAGUUUGGGCUUCACCUGGGGAAGGUGUUCAGCUUCGUACAUCUGAGUGUUCAGGAGUUUCUGGCUGCUUUAUAUGUAUUUUUCUGCUUUAUUUUAAGAAAUACAAAUGUGCUUGUGGGGCAAAUCACUGGACUUUCUAAUUUCCUCAGAAAUACAAACAUGUCUGAUCUCCUCAGGACUGCAGUGGACAAGGCCUUACAGAGUAAGAAUGGACACCUGGACCUGUUCCUCCGCUUCCUUCUGGGUCUCUCACUGGAGACCAAUCAGACUCUUUUACGAGACUUAAUGCCACAGACAGGAAGCAGAUCUCACAGCAAACAGGAAACAGUGAAGUACAUCAAGGAGAAGAUCAGGAAGAAUCCAUCUCCAGAGAAAUCCAUCAAUCUGUUCCACUGUCUGAAUGAACUGAAUGAUCAUUCUCUAGUGCAGGAAGUACAAACUUUCCUGAACAGAGGAGGUGACAGUCGUCUCAGUGAAAUCAGACUCUCUCCUGCUCAGUGGUCAGCUCUGGUGUUUGUGUUACUGACCUCAGAACAAAAUCUGGAUGUGUUUGAAUUGAGGAAAUAUGAUCCAUCAGAUGAAUGUCUUCUGAGGCUGCUGCCAGUGGUCAAAGCCUCCAGAAAAGCUGAUCUGUUUCAGUGUAAUCUGACAGAGGAAAGCUGUAGAGUUCUGUCCUCAGUUCUCAGCUCAAACUCCUCCAGUCUGAGAGAACUGGACCUGAGUCACAAUGAACUGCAGGAUUCAGGAGUGAAGCUGCUCUCUGAUGGACUGAAGAAUCCGCACUGUACACUGGAGAUACUGAGGCUGUGUAACUGUAAUCUGACAGAAGAAAGCUGUAGAGUUCUGUCCUCAGUUCUCAGCUCAAACUCCUCCAGUCUGAGAGAACUGAACCUGAGUAACAAUAAACUGCAGGAUUCAGGAGUGAAGCUGCUCUCUGAUGGACUGAAGAAUCCACACUGUACACUGGAGAUACUGAGGUACACACACACACACACACACACACACACACACACACACACACACUGUGUUUAAGCUGCUUUGUAAAUGUAUUUAGUGAAGGUGACUGAUGGAUAAACACUGAGAGUGAGAUCCACAUCCUGGGAGCAGCGACACUAAAAGCAGUUUGACUGAAGCUUCUUAUU
Tachysurus vachellii is the source of this 2762-nucleotide messenger RNA. RefSeq names its product NLR family CARD domain-containing protein 3-like. The record is from RefSeq and is a predicted model, not a curated record. The transcript has 7 exons. Gene Ontology annotation, molecular function: protein binding. NCBI's taxonomy places the organism in Eukaryota, Metazoa, Chordata, Actinopteri, Siluriformes, Bagridae. Bases 49 to 2652 code for a protein of 867 amino acids.